AUGUCAUUUCUUGAGACAAAUUGGAAAGACAGUAAGAAUCCAAAGGAGUUAGAGAUUGAUGUGGACAAGACCAAUGAGGUUACAAGGCUUGUGGAUCAGGAGAAUGUUGCAGACAGGAUGCAUCUGGAUUUUAACAAGGCUUUGGACUUAGGCUCUCAUGAGCCUUUUGUAGAUCAAGUGAACAAAUACAGGCUGCAGGCCAUCAUGGAGGGCAGUGGCCGGAUAAGGGCAGAAUCUUACCCUGACAGCAGCACUCUGGUUAUUGACGUUGCUGAAAGAGAUGAUUCUGGUGUUUACAACAUAAAUCUGAAAAAUGAAGCUGGAGAAGCACAUGCCAGCAUCAAGAUUAAAGUUGUGGACAUCCUUGAUCCUCCAGUGGCACAGAAUGUGACAGAUGUGGGAGAUGAUUGGUGCAUCAUGAACUGGGAGCCUCCUGCCUAUGAUGGAGGGUCCCCAAUCUUAGGAUACUUUAUUGAAAGGAAAAAAAAGCAAAGCUCCAGAUGGAUGAGGCUGAACUUUGAGCUCUGCAAAGAAACAACUUUUGAGCCCAAACAAAUGAUUGAAGGCAUGGCCUACGAGGUCCGUAUCUUUGCCGUCAAUGCCAUCGGCAUCUCCAAGCCCAAUAUGCCCUCCAAGCCAUUCGUUCCUUUGGCUGUAACCAGCCCCCCUACACUUCUGGCUGUUGACAAUGUAACUGACACCACUGUCACAAUGAAGUGGCGGCCCCCAGAUCAGAUCGGUGCCGCAGGUUUAGAUGGCUAUGUGCUAGAGUAUUGCCUUGAAGGAAUUGAGGACUGGAUAGUUGCAAACACAGAUCUGAUGGACAAGACCAAGUUCACCAUCAUGGGCCUGCCCACGGAUGCAAAGAUCUUUGUGCGUGUGAAGGCUGUGAACGCAGCCGGUGCCAGCGAGCCCAAGUACUACUCUCAGCCCAUCCUUGUGAAGGAAAUCAUAGAGCCUCCAAAGAUUCGCAUCCCACGGCACCUGAAGCAAACCUACAUCCGCAGAGUUGGAGAAGCUGUCAACCUGGUGAUACCUUUCCAGGGAAAACCAAGAUCAGAAUUAACUUGGAAGAAGGAUGGUGCCGAAAUUGAUAAAAAUAAAAUCAACACUCGCAACUCUGAGACUGACACUAUCAUAUUUAUCAGAAAAGCGGAGAGGAGCCACUCAGGGAAAUAUGAUCUGGAGGUCAAAGUGGAGAAAUUCGUGGAAAGCGCAUCGAUCGACAUCCAGAUCGUGGACCGUCGGGGUCCACCCCAACUUGUGAAGAUUGAGGAUGUCUGGGGAGAGAAUGUUGCCCUAUCAUGGCCACCACCAAAGGAUAAUGGAAAUGCGGCCAUUACAGGGUACACGAUCCAGAAGGCUGACAAGAAGAGCAUGGAAUGGUUCACUGUCACUGAGCACUAUCACUGAACCCAUGCCACCAUUACUGAACUGGUCAUAGGCAAUGAAUACUACUUCCGGGUCUUUGCUGAAAACAUGUGUGGCCUCAGUGAGAAUGCAACAAUUACUAAAGAGAGUGCUGUGAUCGCCAAGGAUGGUAAAGUCUAUAAAAAUCCAGUGUAUGAAGACUUCGAUUUCACAGAGGCGCCCAUGUUCACUCAGGCUUUGGUCAACACCUAUGCUAUAGCUGGGUACAAUGCCACUCUGAACUGCAGUGUGAGAGGAAAUCCCAAGCCCAAAAUAACCUGGAUGAAAAACAAAGUUGCUAUUGUGGAUGACCCAAGAUACAGGAUGUUCAGCAACCAAGGGGUCUGUACGCUGGAGAUCCGCAAGCCCAGCUCCUAUGACGGAGGCACUUACUGCUGCAAAGCAGUCAAUAACCUAGGGACAGUGGAGGUCGAAUGCAAACUGGAGGUGAAAGGUGGACUUUCCUUCUGCAGGCUCCUCUUGCAAGGUGUACCUCCUAACAUAAUUGAGUCUUAUAUGCGAGAUUUGCACUCAAGCAAUCCUGAGGAAUACUAAGGGCCCAGCCACUGACCCUGUACUCUACUGCUUUGA
Myotis myotis is the source of this 2001-nucleotide messenger RNA. Its product is annotated as myosin-binding protein C, slow-type-like. The record is from RefSeq and is a predicted model, not a curated record. Lineage: Eukaryota; Metazoa; Chordata; Mammalia; Chiroptera; Vespertilionidae. Gene Ontology annotation, molecular function: protein binding.